This is a messenger RNA of Fomitopsis serialis, 979 nucleotides long. RefSeq lists its product as uncharacterized. Lineage: Eukaryota; Fungi; Basidiomycota; Agaricomycetes; Polyporales; Fomitopsidaceae. The record is from RefSeq and is a predicted model, not a curated record. The transcript is spliced from 7 exons. Bases 119 to 850 code for a protein of 243 amino acids.
UCGAUCAAUGACUACGUCCGACGCCCUUAUAAGCAACUAGACAUGCGCCGCACGGUGUCAGCCCACUCGCGUCCUCUUCGCUUGCCUCGUCCGACACAGCUUCUUCGCUGAAGCAACGAUGUUCGCCGUCCUGCAGCUCGCCCUCUUCACCGUCGCCGCCCUCGCAUCGCCUGCCCACCCCGCUGACCUCCUCGUAAACUCAGAUAUCACGCAGAGCCCGUUCACACGUCCGCCAGCAGCGUUCUACAGCCCUCUCGACAGCGGAGGCACCAUGUUCGACAACACCGGCAACGGCCUCGGAGAGCCUCUGAACGUCAUCAUCUCCGGCUUCAGCUCCCCGAAAGUUGUGGACAGCGGCCUCGACGGCAUCGUCAACUACGCCCGCGCAAUUGGCUUCUCCGAGGAGUGCCUCGACAUCCACCUCGGCUCCCCCUUCUCCGCCAACCUCGGCGACGGCAACGGCUGGGUGAACCAGACCAUCGAGCUCCGACAGGACUACGGCAGCUCGGAGAUCGGCACUUGCCUCGAGAGUCUCAUCGGCGGGAAUCACUUCAGGGUUUAUAUACAGAACGGUCCUGGGGCGGAUAGCGGCGCGCUGUUCCUCGCAGUAUCGAAGGAAGAGGAUGUCGAGACAGGACACGACAUCGUCCCCGACGGGUACAACAUCGGACGUGACCAGCUCGUCGCCCAUGCGAUAGGCCUGAAAUCCUUCGACGGCAUCUCGUACUACACCGUCGCGCAGAACGUCACGGGCCUGAUGCCCGCAGGGAGCGCAGGCGUCAACCACGGUAUCGCUGUGGACGGGAUCGUCACCUUGCUGACCGUCUCGGUGACCGAGAAGGCGGAGUGAUCACGAGGGGCGCGGGGCUUUGGGAGAAUAUUAAAUUGUGCAUUGACGGCUGUAGCGACCUGUUUCGAAAUUAUACCCCACCACCAUUGUAUUCCAUCCCAGCGGUUUCACAUUCACAACUGGUCUUGA